AUGAAGACGCUGGCUGUGACCUCACUCUCCACGGAUAAUUUGCAUUUUCAGGCCAACAAACGGAAGUUCAGGUGGGGAAAAGUUUGAUUUUCGAGGGUUUGAAGUGAAAUUCAUGAGUAAAAUAGGGAAAUUUUUGAUAAUUCCUGAAGCAGAUUUACAAAUCAUGGCCUAGAUAGACCUUGUUCUUUCAUAACCUAUAACUUUUCCAGUCUCUCCCGUUCAACUGAAUCUCUCAAAUCCGGAACUCUCAAGAAGCUGCCUCCUUUGAAGUUGAAGCAACCUAACGACAAAUCCGAAGCCGCCAAACCCCCACUGGAUCCGAAAAGUCGAUUUCGCUCAAUUACUCGUACAGUCUUCACUGGCCGCCAUCGAAGUUCGUCUGAUGACACCUCAAGUGACGAGGGAGAGCCAGUAUACGCGUUGAGAACCAGACAUCCGGCGAUUGGAGAGCUGGUCUUCCAGUUGAGGAGGUACAGCGACGCUUGGUUUAGGGUGAGUUUAGAAUUAGUUAGACGCAGAAAGAGUGCUUUGAAAGUGCCUGAAUUACUUGAAAUCUUUACAUCCUACAGUGACGGACCUGAUUCAGUUGGAAAAAACUUACCAUUUUGCAUCCGGGAAGCAUCAAAAAUGUGGCAAAAUGCUUCCCUCUCCAUGUGAAAAAAACUGAUUUCCAAGGCUCUUUUUGUGAGGGAAAGGGAGCGCCCUUCAUAGCGAAGUUUUUUCACUUGGAGCUGGAAGCAUUUUACCACAUUUUCGAUACCUCCCGGAUGCAAAAUAGUACUUUUUUUGCCAAUGGAUCAGGUCCACCACUGUCGCUUAUCAUUUGGAGAAAGCUGAAAACAUUUGCCAUGAUUUGCUGACAAUUGUCAUCUUCUGAAAGCAAUUGGCUUCUUCGGUUACAAUUAAAAUUCCACAAUUUUUAGAAAGUAGCGUCCGAAACGCCGGAAGUCUUCAUCGACUCCAGUAACUAUGCGUAUUUCCAAAGAAACGGACCCGGCCGCAGUUGAUGUGGAAGAUGCCUUGAAUCGGGCUCAACCCACAUUCAAUGUAAGUCCAAUAUAAUCAAUGCCAUUUAAAACAACCUCUCAAAGCAUUCCUCGUAAUUUCAGCCACAAGUCGGGUUCGAGCUGGAGAAGACAAUAUUUCUGGAGAAAGACAAACUCCUGUUGACUUCUGGUCGAUUUUUAUGUCAGCUGGAUCUUGCCAAUUGCGCUGAUGAACAAACUUUUAUUGAUAUGAAUGGGAGGGUGACUGCCGUGGCGUUGAAUGAAAACAACGACAUGUUGGUGGUCGUUGUGGACUUUCGGAGGGGAGCGACGCUGUUUAUCAAGUCGUUGAAGGACUUUCAUGUCACAAAAAAGGCAUUUAUUGUGGGGUAAGGCUUGAGUGAUUCCUUGGAUUUUUAUUUGUGAACCUUUACUUAUAUGAGGUCAUGGAAUAAAAAAGAAUUUUUAUAAAUUUUACACUUAUUACUGAAUUUUCAGCUUGGCCGCAAGUCAAGUUCUAAUCACUCCGGACAGUAAAAAAAUCGUUCUUCUGGAAGUUGACAACAACAUGUCAGUUGCCAGAAUUACCGCCUAUACCGUCGAAGACGGCAAAAUCUUUGCCGAAGUGAAGUGCGAGCUCAAGUCCAAGAGCAAAAAGUUUGAAGUCUCAUUAUGCCCAGCUGAUGAGGACGUUGUCUGCCUGCUGACCGAUCAAUGCGUAAAUUUAUAUCGGAUAAUCCCUGGGCAGCUGCUGAUUUUUUCCACGGUGCAGGUAAAGGGGUUUUAGGAAAUGAAGAUGGUAAUGUUUUCAGGCGGAGACCUUCAAUUGUCAUGCUUGGGCGGACGAUGUAACACUAGCGUUUGGAAGCUCACAAGGGAAGUUGUUACUGUAUCGAGAGAGUAUCGCGUUGGAAGCGAUUGACUUGGGGAAAAUGCAUGGAAAGUAAGAGCAUGUUUUUUUCCGAUCGAAGGAUUUUUAAUUCGAAAAUUCGGUCAAUGAAACUGCCAAAAAAUGAGACGUUUUUGGAAGCUGUGGAAGCUUUAUGUCGCUAGACAUUUCCCAUGUACCAAGAAUCGCCAGCGGACAAACAGGUUUCUCACAAUGAAUAGGCUUUGUUACAUACAGCGGGGGACAUGAUCCAGUGGCAAAAAACGUACCAUUUUGCAUUCGGGAAGCAUCAAAAAUGUGGCAAAAUGCUUCCUUCUCCAAGUGAAAAAACUUCGUUUUGAAGGGCGCGCCCUUUUUCCUCACAAAAAGAGCGGGCGCGCUUUUGAAAUCGGAGUUUUUUACUUGGAGAGGGAAGCAUUUUGCCACAUUUUUGACACUUCCAGGAUGCAAAAUGAUACGUUUUUUGCCACUGGAUCUGGUCCCCACUGCAAGUUAAUUUUGGCCUAAAAUCGGCCGAUGGGUCCAAGAAAUUGAUUACUUUUUAAAUAUCCCUGUAGUAAAGUUUGCUAUGUUGAAGACAUUAUUCAGAAAGUUCUUUACUAUGACUGACUCACUUUUAACAUAGCAUCUAAUCUCUUCUAGGCUAAUUUUGGACGCCCAAAAAGCCGACAAAGGCGCCGUAAUCAAAAUGGACUCCAGCGACGCCGGCCUAGUUGUUUGCGUCGAGAUCGGAGUCAUCUUCAUCUUCCCUCCUCGCUCUGACGACGAGAACUUUAAUCGGUGGACAAAUUCCCGCGCUAUUGUCGUCGAUUCCAUCUACACAAACUCCCCAUGUCUCCAGUGCAGCCUGGACUCAACUGGGCAGCAAUUGUUCUACGUGGACGCGGAAAGUUUGUGGUACUGCAAUGUGCAGUAUGUGGAGGCGGUGUGUCGGGAUGGAAUGCGACUUAUUUUGGCGCAACACUCCAAGCCUGUGAAAUCGAUUAGCAGUGAUUUUGAGGGCUCCAAAGAAGUGAUGACACUGGACGAAAGCGGACUUGUAAUUAUUACUAGUGGCCUUACAAAGUAAGAUUGCAUUGUUAAGAACAUGCCAUAACUAUUUUCGGUGUUGCCAAAGAUUCCAUGGCGUUUUUCAGAAAGUUAUUAGCCACUCAUUUGGAUCGCGAAAUUAUAAAUGGAGUGAUAUUGAAAGGAGGAAAUAAAGUCCUAAUUAUGACACCGUUGAAGCUUCAGGUUUAUUGGGUGUUAUGCAGAGCGCUGGUUGAAGAAAAGGUUGUGAUGGAGACCAAGGAAAGUCAUCGGUUCUUAGCGGUAAGUAUGAGAAAAAACGUUGAAGUUGAACUGUCAGUCAACCGGAAAAAAAUUAUACGAACGACCUUACCCAGAAUUUGACAAAAUGGGGCACCGGUUUUUAAUAGAUUACUGUAGAUCUUUGGGCCGCGAGAAGUGGGAUGCCAUAAAGGCAUCUAUUUAUAGAAGCAAUCUACUUUUCUUAUUAUUCCAUUAUGCCUUUCUUUCCGCCUAAAGAUUAACCUAUGGCUGUAAAAGAUUGAAAAUGACCGGAGCCCUUCUUUAAUCGUCAAUGAAAAUACUCUAAUCGGGAAUUACAAGAAAAAUAUUUAUUACCAAACAACACAUCAACAACUAUCUUUUCAGCUAUCCCAAAAUGCCAGAGCCACAAAACUGGCGGUCCUCACGACAGACACAAUGUAUGUCCUCGAUAUCUGCACUUUCCAGAAGACCUGUUAUGUGAUUGUUGGCUCAAAAGAAGUAAGUUUCCUUCGCUUCAAAAAACAACUCUAUCUCAUCGAACUGAACUCUCAAUUCAGCAAAUUUAUAUUUUUGUUUUGCAAUGUUAUAGUGAUGUUGCCCUCUCAUCGUAAAACCCUUUUCUUCCAAUUGUUUAUAAGGGCAUUCGGACUCUCUGGCUCUAAAAACUUUGCCAAGAGCUCAAAACUUGUUUUGUUUAUUCCAAUUUUGAUGCAAAGAAGAAUCCUAUGACUGAAAUUGCAAUUAAUGCCGUUUAAAUUAAAUUAUUCUUAAUUUGGCUGGCUGAAAAUCUGAUUUUUAGAAUGUUGUCGCCCUAAGAUGGUCAGCGGACGAUAAGACGAUUGCUUGUUUAUCCAACAGUGAUACGGUUUGCUUGAUCGAUGUUAUUGAAGGUAAGGGCUAUCGGGCUGUAGAUAGAAGACCCCAAACAAAUUCUUGAAGGUUUGAACAGCUUAUUUGAUUGAAAUUACUGAUUGUUAGGAAGCUAUAGACCGACUGGGAAUUAAAAACCAUUGUUUUGGUCGUAUCUUUGCGAUAUUUGCCAAUUUAUAUAAGCCUUGAAAGUCAGCUUUAUCAUGAUUAUUAUUUUUGCAUCGCUCGGAUAUAUCUUCCAAACUUCAUAGAGAAAAUCGGUGUCGAUUUCUGGCCAAUUUGCUCGAAAUCGGCAUUUCAGGGAUACAUUAAAAGAUUACCCGCUAUACAAUGUCAUUUUUACGACAAAUAUUUCUAGGACGUCUCCUCUGGACAAUUGACUUCAAACUCCGCUUUUUCGUCGAUCUCUCUUGCCGUGCCGAGACUGUCUAUGUAAUGGGAAACAAAUUCAUGAUGAGUCGACUGGAGAAUGGCAAAGAAUUGGAGUCGACCAAUGUUCAUCAAGAAGGCAUCUCGCUGAAAGCCUCAUCCACAUCACUAUUGAGCACUGACACAGUUCAUUUUGUCACCUCCAGUGGAGGUAAUGUAAAUAGAGUGAGUAUUGACGAUCCCGAUCAAACAUAUCUCAUAAACUGCCCGGAUAAGAAUGCGAUCACAACGUUGUUUCAUGAUCCAAAUGAAGAUCAAUUGUUUGUUGGAUUUGAAGACGGGAGAGUGGUUUGUUUCAAGGUGAUGACAGCCGAGGAAAAGGACAAUGAUCAGACGAUCUAUUCGAAUGACUAUGUUUUGUGCGCUGUGUCGAAACUUCAGCAGUAUGUAAGUGUUUUACCAUCAUUCCUCUUGCAGUUAGCCAUCAAAAUUUUAGGUUUUUAAUAUAGCUUUUAUAUUAUACUAUCCCUUUCCUUUCCAGGAGACAGAAAUCAAGAACCUCAAAGUUCAAUGCAAUCUGAUUCGAGCGCAAUCAGCUGGAGUCCUCGAUGAGUACAAACACACAAAAGAAGGAGAGAUUUUGGACCUCAAAACAGAGCUAGAAACAACGCUACAAGCAAUGAGGGAGAAGAUGAAGGUGCGAUCCGUUUACCUUUUAAUAAAAUGAGUUUUCAGCGAGCCGAAGAGAAAUACGAAGCGAUUGAAGCGAGUAAGGAGGAAUCAUUUGCCAGAAUGAAAAAAGAAAUGGACGAACAAGUGGAAACACAGAAGCAAUACUACGAAAAACUGGUCAGCGACCAAAUUAAGUAAGGUUUUUUACGGUUCUUACGUUUUUGUAAUCAAAAAAUUAUACUAUCCUGAAAAUAUACUAAAUUACCUAAUCCUUUCAGAUCUUCGUUAGAAAAAGACGAAUUUAAUCAGCAACGUCUGGAAGGCGUUGAAGAGGACUUUAAAGAAAAGUUAGCGGAGAUGAAAGGGACCUUCAAAGAAGAGGAAAAACGUUGGCAUAAGAUUGAAGCAGGUCUUCAGCAAGAUAUAAAACAUCUAAAACAUGAAAAACACAAGCUAGAGAAGACGGUUGAAGCGUUGAUGGUCAAGCGGAGUGAUGAGAAAAAGGCUUAUGAAAAGAGUUUGGCAAAGAUGAAGCAGAAAGCACAAGAUGAGAGCAAGGAAAAUGUCAAUCAAAUAAAACAGUUGAAGGCAGGUUGACUUUUACUUGACGAGCUCAUUUCUUUGUACAAUUAAAAAAAGUUCCAUUUUGCAUCCGGGAAGCAUCAAAAAUGUGGCAAAAUGCAUCCCUCUCCAAGUGAAAAAAUUUAGUUUUCAAACGCGCGCCCGCUCUUUUUGUAAGGUAAAGGGCCCUUCAAAACGAAGUUUUUUCACUUGGAGAGGGAAGCAUUUUGCCACAUUUUUGAUGCUUCCCGGAUACAAAAUGUUACGUUUUUUGCCACUGGAUCAGGUCCCUUACUGUACUAAAAAUACAUAAUAAUAAUACUAACCUUUUUCUUCCAGGCCUACCUACUCCGCGAAAAGGAGGCUCGAGAAAAGGCGGACAGCCAAACGGCGGACGUUCGAACGGAGUUGGCCAAUGUUCAAGAAGAGCUGGACAAAGCCAGAGAAGAGAUUGAUUCCAUGCUGAGAACGAUGAACGAAGAGAAUCAGCGGAAUUUGGAGUCAAUAAAAAAACUGGAGGAGCGCAACAAAGAGUUCGAAGUUUUGCGGCAAAAACAGCGGCUCAUAACCAGUGAAUUGGAUAAGGAGAGAACAUUGGUAUGUCUUGUUUAAAGAUCAUUAAAAAGGUCGUUGAAAAUCGACCUUUUUAUUGGUUCUUUUUCUUCAGUUUGACGCUUAAAUUUUCAGCGGCACGCCCAUCAACGCCGUCUGAAGCACUUUGAAAUGCUGAUCGACGAAAUGUCCGAGCAUAUCUAUGACUCUCGAAAGCUGGAACAGUCAGUUUUGGGGCUGCUGGCAUUCUUUAACUCUGUCCCAAAAAGUGGGCAAAUGCUGACAGCCGAACAAAUCGAUAACAUUGGGAAAACCCAGACCGCCAAGACCAGGAAAGUUGUUCAGCUGGGAACUUCAAGACACAAAGCUCAUUAA
Molecule: messenger RNA, 6546 nt
Organism: Bursaphelenchus xylophilus (pine wood nematode)
Lineage: Eukaryota; Metazoa; Nematoda; Chromadorea; Rhabditida; Aphelenchoididae
Source: the annotation of a GenBank genome assembly